This is a messenger RNA of Bursaphelenchus xylophilus (pine wood nematode), 271 nucleotides long. NCBI's taxonomy places the organism in Eukaryota, Metazoa, Nematoda, Chromadorea, Rhabditida, Aphelenchoididae. The record is from the annotation of a GenBank genome assembly.
AUGGCUCGUGGACACCAGAAGAUCCAAUCUCAAAUGAAAAAUCAAAAGAAAGCUGAUGUGAGUUCAUUAUUUCAGUUUUUAUUUCUAUUUUUAUGUUUAGGCUGCCAAGAAGUCGGGUAUUGAUCAGAAGACCGCUGCUCAGCAAGCUUUGCACCACAAGUGUUCCGUUUGCAUGGCCCAAAUGCCCGAUCCGAAGACCUACAAGCAACAUUUCCAGUCGAAGCAUCCCAAGUCUCCCCUCCCUUCUGAACUUGUUGAUGUUGCCGCCUGA